Messenger RNA from Gongylonema pulchrum, 189 nucleotides. The record is from the annotation of a GenBank genome assembly. Lineage: Eukaryota; Metazoa; Nematoda; Chromadorea; Rhabditida; Gongylonematidae.
CCAGCUGAUGCAUCCAAAUGGUCUAAUAUUAACCCAAACAUCGAUGCACGUUUCGUCCCGGAUCAAUUGCGCUGGAUGCGUUUUCGAGGAAGAAUAGUCAGCGGACAGGAGAAGGCUCGAAAACAGCGUGAAGGAGAUGAAGCUGCAAAGAAAGCGGGACGCCCGCGUAAGUCCUCACGCGGCAGUUAA